CCCUACACCCGUCCCCGCGUCUCUCCGCCCACGGAUCCAUCCCCACGUCCAUCCCCACGUCCAUCCAUCCCACCGUCCACCACCCCUACUUCCGUCCCUGCACCCAUGUCUCCAUCCGUCCCUGUGUCCUUCCAC
Charadrius vociferus (killdeer) is the source of this 135-nucleotide messenger RNA. Its product is annotated as vegetative cell wall protein gp1-like. The annotation marks the transcript as partial. The record is from RefSeq and is a predicted model, not a curated record. The transcript has a single exon. Lineage: Eukaryota; Metazoa; Chordata; Aves; Charadriiformes; Charadriidae.